This is a messenger RNA of Kluyveromyces marxianus DMKU3-1042, 1662 nucleotides long. It is a transcript of the gene TPO5, whose product is annotated as Tpo5p. Gene Ontology annotation, cellular component: membrane. The record is from RefSeq and is a predicted model, not a curated record. Gene Ontology annotation, biological process: transmembrane transport. The transcript has a single exon. Bases 1 to 1662 code for a protein of 553 amino acids. NCBI's taxonomy places the organism in Eukaryota, Fungi, Ascomycota, Saccharomycetes, Saccharomycetales, Saccharomycetaceae.
AUGAAAAGAAUAUAUGCUGUCAAUUACAACAGAAAUGGAAAAGGGAAUAGAGACAUAAGAACCAACAGGUCUGGUUUUUUCGGGCUAAGGAUGACAGAAUACAUCCGUCUAUCCAAUAUAAAUGAGAAUAUACAUAUUCCAGAACGAUUGUUGGCACUUUUGAAUGAGGAGGACCAAGAUGCUCCAGAUGAGGUUAAAGAAUUUAAUUACACCCAAGAGUUGGACAAGAAUCUGCUCUCUCGGACUUCUGUCAUUGGGCUAGGUUUUGGGUUAAUGAGUCCUGUAUUAGGUAUGAGUACUACAAUGGGAAUAGGGCUACUAAAUGGUGGAUCUCCAGCAAUAAUAUUCGGUUAUGUGAUAUGUGGAAUAAUGACGUGGAUUUGUUCUCUCUCGUUGGGUGAAAUCGUUUCAAAGUACCCAAUAGAGCUUCACGGUGCGGCAGCCAUGCUUGCAUCUGAUGAGCUCCGGCUACCUAUGUCUUGGUACUGUGGAUGGCUAAUGCUAUUUGGAAGUUGGACAAUGAGUACCAGUAUUACAUUUGCGGGUGCACAACUAAUUAUUUCACUCGUAACCAUGUCGAACGAAUCACUCAUAGACUCCGAUUGGUUAAUGUUUUCGACAGUUGCUAUGUUCUACAUUGUGGUUACAGUUGUUGGUGUAAUAAACUUGAAGUUCGCUAGGUAUAUCGAGGUGAUCAAUAAAGUGUGCGUGUACUGGAUUCUCUACGCGAUUUUAUUCACCAGUACCUUACUUUUAUUAUUCCAACCAAACCACAGGUCAUUUAAAGAGGUUUUCACAAAAUUUGACAACAGUUUAUCUGGUUAUACAUCUGUGGUUUUGUCAUUUUUAAUUGGCGGGUUUCAGCAAUCUAACUUCACGUUCCAAGGCUUCGCCAUGCUCUCUGCCCUAUCCGAUGAAACCGAGAAACCUGAGAAAAACAUUCCAUAUAGUAUGACCAGAUCAGUUCUAAUAUCAUUAGUAUCCGGUUUAUUCUUUUUAAUUCCCAUGAUGAUGAUCUUGCCGGACAUCUCAGAAGUCAUGAACCAUGAAGGUGUCAUGCCCAUCGUGCUCAUCUUUACAAAAUCUACGAAAUCUAUGUUCAUUUCAACGUUUCUUGUUCUUCUAAUCUUGGCCAAUCUAUUAUUUUCUGGAAUAGGUUCAGUCACUACAUCGUCGAGAGCUGUAUACAGCUUGAGUCGUGAUCAUGGUAUUCCAUACCACCAAUUGUGGACUUACGUUGACCCAAGUUCAGAAUCUAAAGUACCAAAAUAUUCUGUUAUGCUUUCUAUGGGGGUGUCCUACAUAUUGGCGCUGUUGGCUCUAGUCUCCACAAGCGCAUUCAAUGCAUUUGUUGGUUGUGCAGUAAUAUGCUUAUGCUCCGCAUCACUAUUGCCAAUAGCCUUAUCUUUAUAUCACAGGAGGAAAAAAGUUAAGGGUUCUGCCUUCAGAAUCAAAUAUAGGUUAGGCUAUAUUGUAAAUGGGAUUACAGUAAUAUGGCUGCUUUUCACAAUAUUCAUUAUUUGCUUGCCGCAGAAGGUUCCUAUAAAUUUCAGGACUAUGAACUAUUCAAUUGUCGUCUAUCUGUUAUUCUUGGUGAUGAUUACACUAUUGUACAAAAGCUGGGGAAUCAAAAACUUUAGGGCGCCAUUGGUAGACGAAUGA